Strongylus vulgaris is the source of this 342-nucleotide messenger RNA. NCBI's taxonomy places the organism in Eukaryota, Metazoa, Nematoda, Chromadorea, Rhabditida, Strongylidae. The record is from the annotation of a GenBank genome assembly.
GCUCGUGAAGAAAUGGCUGAAGAAGGUGCAAUGGAAGCGUCACUUCUCGACAUUUUUGCUUACUCUAAACCGGAACUCCCACUGGCUGCUGUAGCCCUAGUCAGCUCACUAGUUCGGGGAUUGACAUGGCCGCUCUUCUCAAUCAUUUACGGAAAAUUGUUCCUGCUGUUUUCAAGUGAUCCAGAAACUCUGGCAGAGGGAACCACACUAAACUCAAUGCUAUUCUUUACACUGGCCGUCAUAUCGGGGACAGCCACAUUCUUGUCUGGAGCUCUUUUUGGAAUGACGGGAGAAAAAAUGGCGAUGCGACUGAGGAUGGACGUUUUCAGGGUGAGAUUCUAA